Messenger RNA from Betta splendens (Siamese fighting fish), 5446 nucleotides. It is a transcript of the gene radil, whose product is annotated as Ras association and DIL domains. Gene Ontology annotation, cellular component: microtubule. Gene Ontology annotation, molecular function: GTPase binding. The transcript has 21 exons. NCBI's taxonomy places the organism in Eukaryota, Metazoa, Chordata, Actinopteri, Anabantiformes, Osphronemidae. Gene Ontology annotation, biological process: substrate adhesion-dependent cell spreading; signal transduction; neural crest cell migration. Bases 479 to 4069 code for a protein of 1196 amino acids. The record is from RefSeq and is a predicted model, not a curated record.
CGCGCGUGCACGCUCGCGCCUCGGAGCAGGUGCGCCGAGGUGAAGCGUCGCGCGGAGCUCGGCUGUUUCCGUCGCGCCUCGGCAGCGGACCGCUGUGGACGUGGGAAUGCGGUUGCCGGAGGCUGUGGGCAUUGCCGGACACUCGGCGGAGAUGCGCGCACGGACGCAGCAGCGGUGAGCGGCUGGCUGGCGUCCAAGUUGUCGGGCUGUUCCGGGGAUGUUGGACGGGGGCCGCGCACGGCUGCGUGUCGCUCGGAAGCAGUGCAGCCGGCUGUUUUUCCCCCGCCGCUCGCUGCAGCGGGGAGCGGAUGAGAGCGGAGCGGAGGAGGAUUCCCCGGCACCAUGGAGCCACGCACUGCAGGCAGCUGUGAAAGGUGACAGCAACAUUAAAUGCAAAACAUCUGACCUUCAACUCUAACCAGAGGAGACAAAAUAAACCGCAUCAAGUCGUGGAGGUUGUGGACCGAGCAGCGGCAUCAUGUUCUACGGCUCCUCCUCCGGGGCCAGUAUGUCCCUGCCGUCCAAGAGCCGCCUGAAGCGGCAGAGCAGGACCUUCACCCAGGUCCUGUACCGCACUCUGAGCUACAGGGACCGCGUGGCGGCCGAGACCGGGACCAACACCCGCGGGGACCGCCGCGCCGCCACCGAGGCCCCGGAGCACCCGGCCGACGACCCCGCCGAGCUCUCCACGCAGAGCUCGGCCCCCGGCGUGCUCAAGAUCUUCGGGGACGAGAUCUGCGCCGGCGCCAACUACAAGAGCGUCCUGGCCACGCCGCGCUCCAGCGCCCAGGAGCUGGUGAAGGAGGCGCUGGAGCGCUACUCGCUCAACAAGGACGCCGCCCACUGCUACGUGCUGUGCGACGUGAUCGGGCGCCUGGAGGGGGGGGGCCCGGUCGGGGGCGGGGGGUGGAGGACCGAGUGCCUGCGGGCGCUGGGCGACAACGAGAAGCCGCUGCUGCUCCAGGAGCUGUGGAAGCCCAGAGAGGGCCACGCUCGCAGGUUUGAGCUGCGCCGGAGGGCGGAGGUGGAGGAGCUCAACGCCAAGGAGAAGGACACCAUCACUGCCGGGCCCAAGACCCCCCAAUUCCUGGCGGCUCUCAUGGGUUGGUCUGGGCUCGGCAAGCACAGGAGCUCCCCCCUGCGGUGCGGCCGCGUGGUACAGUGCAGCUCUAAAGACAUCAACGCCCAGGCCCGUAAGCUCCAGAGGAACAGGGCGAAGGGGACGCUGACCCUGCCCCGGUCCAGCAACUCGUCCUUCUGCCGCAGCCUCAGUGAGACCAGCCUCAACCAGUUGGGAGUGGGAGAGGAGCCCAAGCGUUAUUACUCCACCCUGCCGGGACCCGUGAGGGCGCGAGAGCGCGAGGCCUCCAGCGGCCGGAGGAAAGAGGAGGGGAGUCAGGGAGGAGGAGGAGGGGUGAGGCACUCGCUGUACCAGUCGCCUCAUCUGUUGCUGCUGCAGGGAUUCAAUCAGCAGGACUGCCUGGUGUACCUGCUCAACAGGGAGCAGCACACGGUGGGUCAGGAGACGCCGUCGGCCCGGCCCAACAUCUGCCUCUUCUCCCCCGACAUCCUGCCCCUGCACUGCCGGCUGCGCCGCGUGCCCGCGCCCCGUCGCCACGGCAACAGCAAGGCGGAGGAUCCGGAGAGCGCGCGCUCCUGCGUGGCGGUGGAGCCCGUGCUGCACGCCACCGUCCUGGUCAACUUCUCCCGCUGCGAGCGCUCCACCACGCUGCGGCACGGCGACCUCCUGUCCUUCGGCGCCCACUACAUCUUCCUGUACAAGGACCCCACGGGCGCCAAGCCCCUGCCGGCGCAGACGCUGGCCCGCCUGCGCACGCUGGGGCAGCUGUACGACGCGGGCGCGUCGGCGGAGGAGGCGGAGGGGGGGGCGCAGACCUGCAGGGUGUGCGGCUCGGUGCUGAAGGACAGGGCGGCGCAGGCGGCGAGCGUCCCGGCCGCCAGGCGCGGCUUCAAGCCGCACCUGGUGAAGCCGCGGGGGCGCGGGCCGGACGGGGGCGGGGGGCCACGGGGGGCGGGAGGAGGGGGGCAGAAGAGGAGGCUGCAGCUGGAGUUCGAGCAGGCGCACGAGGACCAGCUGCUGAACCGGAUCAUGUCGCUCAUAGAACCUGGAGGAGACGACCACAAGCUGACGCCAGCCUACCUGCUGUGUCUCUGCAUCCAGCACUCUGCCUCCUCCUUCCCACCUGGGAGCUUCGGGAAGCUGCUGCUCAAGAUCGUGCGGCGAAUUCAGAGCGUGGCGUGGGACAAGACAAAGGAGCUGGCUCAGAAGCAAGCUCAGCACCAGGACCCGGCCUCUCUGUCUCUGCUCAAUAUCUCAGACUUGGUCCCCGACUUGCAGACGAUCUUCUUCUGGAUGUCCAACUCCAUUGAAAUUCUCUACUUCAUACAGCAGAGAGCACCAGCGUACACACACAGCAUAGAGACGCUGCAAGGGUCAAAGGAGUCGCUGCUGUCUGCGACAAUAUCAGCCAAUGAGGAGGCGAUGACUAUCUUGGAAGAAGUGAUCAUGUACACUUUCCAGCAAUGCGUCUACUAUAUCACUAAGGCUCUGUAUGUGGUGUUACCUGCUUUGUUGGACUGUAAUCCGUUCCCGGUCGACAGCUCUGAGCCCUGCUGGAAAGGAGGUGUAGGAUUUCCUGAGCCUGUGCGUAAGGUGCUGCAGGUGUUUCAGAGCUCCCAGGAGCUUUUGCAGGGCUGCCAGGUUCACCCGGAGAUCCAGGCGCAGAUGUUCGCUUAUCUCUUCUUCUUCUCCAACGUGUCGCUCUUAAACCAGCUGCUGGACAAAGGUCCAUCUCGGGGCUGGUUCCAGCGGUCCAAGGUGCUGCAGAUUCAGGCCUGCUUACGGAUGGUCAUGGAGUGGGCCAGCAGGUCCGGUCUGGGACAUCUGGCCGACAAAUUCUUCACCAAACUCAACAGCACCGUGUCCAUACUGGCCUCGCCCCCACAGCAGCUCACACAGCUGAGUUGGCGAGCGCUGUCCAGCGAGCACCCGACCCUCAAACCAGUCCAGCUGCACAGGAUUCUCACCCAGUACCAGCUCACUGCGGAGAUCGGACCCGUCCCAGUGUGGCAGCCCAGCAGCGAGGACGAGGCCUACAUCUACAGAACAGUGGACCUCCUGGAGAGCUUCGAGAACCACCCUCCCAUUGUGCUGCCCAGCGCCGGCUUCAGAGUGGACCUGGACAGCGAGUGUGUGGAAGACAGCAUCUACAGGCAGCUGCUCUACGUCCGCCACUACCUGUGGGGGCUGCGCACCAAGACGCAAACGCACAGCAACGCCGGCGUGUCCACCACCGUGCACACGCACUCCAACGGAACCAACACGGCGGACUGGCCAGACAUUCAGAGGGAGUUGCUGCCUCCAGUCCACAGCAGUCCGCGCUCUGGGGACGACGUGGCGACAGAAGCAGCAGAGGAGAGGGGACGGGACCGACCCGCAGGCCAGUCGCACACGCACAGCCUCAGAAGGAACGGCACCGUGCACCACACACGCACGGCGAACCCCGACCCGUCCUGUCUGCUGACUCCUCCCAACACGCCCCUGUACCCGGACGGGGGGGGGGGCCCGGGUCCGGUCCCCGGCCUGAACCCCCAGACCAACGGAUGCACCAAUAGAACGGUGGCUGAAUGUAAAAAGACCAAUGGGCUCAUUGCCAACGGACUGGAAGGAUGUAUUAGUGGGUGUGAGUUUCCUUUCCCUGUGUCCUCCCCUGGAGCCCCUCCCCUCCCUGAUGACUUGUGUGUGGUGUUUGUAGUGGAACUGGACAAGGGGCCCUACGGACUUGGCAUGGGACUUAUUGAUGGUCUGCACACUCCUCUCAACGCUCCAGGUAUUUACAUCCGGACUCUGAUCCCCGACGGUCCGGCUGCAUCAGAUGGCAGGUUGAGAAUUGGGGAUCGGAUCCUGGCAGUGAACGGGACCAGCCUGAUUGGAGCAGACUACCAGAGCGCGGUGGAUCUGAUUCGUCUGGGAGGAGGACGACUGCGUUUCCUCGUAGCCAAGUCCGACCCAGAGGUGUCGGAAAAGAUCAGUGCCUCCUCCUGCUGACCACUUCCAUUUCCCAGAGACAUGCACGCCAUUAUACAAACUACACAAGAGGUGUGUGUGCACAAAAACACAUUUGUACGUGAAAUAUGAACGUGGAAGUGGGAAAGCACAAAGCCAGUCAAACUAGAGAAUUGAGUCUCCUGAACGGCCAGACCCGCUUCCCACACGCCGACUCCUGCAGUGUCCAUGUGAGGCACGGAGUCUGUAACAAACCACGACAUCAAAGGAAUACGCUGCAAGGAACGUUACCUAAUUAAUCAGUGUUUGGGGGGACGAGUUCUGAGCAGCCAGACUGAUGUGGUACAAAAGCACAGAGCCUCAGCAUGUGUCUGGUACAUUUGGACUUUUUUCCCACUUGUACUUGAUAAUAAUUUGUAUUAGUAAUUCAGGCAUUCAAUAGCAUGGAAGAGUAGCUCACAAAAGGACUGAAAGUGUUGGACACAAACUAAAAAGACUAAAAGGAGUUUUUCAUGUAAAGGUCGUCAAGACAACAUUCUCUGCUCCACAUUUUAUGAUGUACAAUAUAACGCUGUAUGUAUCUGUUUAAGAGAUGUAAAUAAAUGUUUGUAAAUAUUUAAUAUUUGGUUACAUAACAUUUGGACAUUUGGGGAACUAGCCACUUUUUUCUGAGAUAUUUAUCGGUAAUUAGUGAAGCAGAACAGACAGAAGAGAAAUAGUUGUGUAAUUUUUCUAAUCAUUAAUUUAUUACACCCAUGUGGUUUGCUGAUAAACUGUACAACACUGUGCACACAAGUUGUCCUGUUGUGCACUUCAGGUGCAGUUUGGUCAAUUUUAAUUCAUCUGCCCCAAGAUUUCUGGUUGAUGAGAUUCAAGCUAGAUGUUCAGCCGUAUAACUGGAUACUCUGGUUUUCUCAACUAUCUGGUUUAUUUACAUGGCUUGACAGCAUGUAAUAUAAAUGUGUCUAAUUCACUGCAGCAGAAAGUGUCAGUCACUUCUACAUCAGCUGCUUUCUUCUCGGACCUCAGCUCUGUGACACUAAUGUCAUCACUACAGCACAACCAGCAGUGACCUCUUCCUGAAAAGGGGAAAAAAGAAACCUAGACAGCGCAACAUCCGGAGACUCUCUCCGAGAAAGAACCUGUGGCCAUAUUUACCAGACAUCAGAUUAAAACACUGUAAUUAUACGGACACUUUUUUUUUACCUGAGUUUAAAUUUCCAAAUUAUUUCUGUAAUGUAAAUUUCUGUCUGUCUUGGUUCUUUAGAUUAAGCCGCUGUCCGCUACUUUGCAGUAAUAUUUAGUUUUUGUAUGAUUGGAGGAUUGUAUGACAUUGAUCUCCAGCAUGUCUGUUCUUCUCUGGUCAUUAGACGUUUAAAAUGAUUAUACUUCAGAAUAAAGUUUGACUGCUGCAUUUUA